Molecule: messenger RNA, 378 nt
Organism: Soboliphyme baturini
Lineage: Eukaryota; Metazoa; Nematoda; Enoplea; Dioctophymatida; Soboliphymatidae
Source: the annotation of a GenBank genome assembly
AUGUAUGAAAUUUUCCAAAGUACUUUAAUAUCCUUCUUUCAGGAGGUGACCCACUGUCACCUUGAACUACCACAGUACCUGAAGACCUGGUUCAGUCCGCCAUUUUUUCUGAAAGUUUUCAAUGAUGCUCGAAUCAACCCUGGUGAUCGCGUCAUGUUUGAAUGUGUGCUUCUUGGAAAACCCAGACCGAAGGCAGUGUGGCUCUUCAACGAGUCCCCAAUCGUUUACGAUGAUAUCACCGUUUUUAACACGUGUGACGAGUGUCGGCUAACCAUCGCCCGGACUACCGUUAAACAUUAUGGAAAAUACACGUUAGUGGCCGAGAACGAGGCAGGCAAAUUAACUUGCAGCGCCUGGCUGCUGAUGCCACGAUCCUAA